This is a messenger RNA of Astyanax mexicanus (Mexican tetra), 4269 nucleotides long. RefSeq names its product ADAM metallopeptidase with thrombospondin type 1 motif, 10 (gene adamts10). Gene Ontology annotation, cellular component: extracellular matrix. The coding region runs from base 478 to 3849 and encodes 1123 amino acids. Gene Ontology annotation, molecular function: metalloendopeptidase activity. Gene Ontology annotation, biological process: extracellular matrix organization; proteolysis. NCBI's taxonomy places the organism in Eukaryota, Metazoa, Chordata, Actinopteri, Characiformes, Acestrorhamphidae. The transcript is spliced from 25 exons. The record is from RefSeq and is a predicted model, not a curated record.
CUGCCCGGCUACACGGAGCAGCUUCUCCCCGACAGAGCAGAGAGGAGGACAUAUACAAAACAUAUAAAAACAUAUAUAAACCAUAUAUUAACCAUAUAUAACCCAGAAACUGCAGAACACAAACCCUGCACUGAUCCUCUCAGCAUGAAGCCGUGAAGAAGGAGGACCUGGACCAGCUUCAGAUACUCCAGAACCCUGCUGCCACUGCCUGAACUGAGGGCCCAAAACGUUCUAACCCAGGACCCACAGAAGUGAACGCAAGGGCAAGUGACCUGUGUGGAGUUAAGCUGAACACAAGCACACACACACACACACACACAAACACACACACACAUAGAAACUCAUAAACCAGCACAGCCCUCCCCAGCCAUGGCUCCAGAAUUCAGCGCGUCACACUGGUGAUCGAGGGGGCGUCCCAGGCAGAAGACAUGGUGGGACGGAGGGCUGGGCACCUCAGUGAAGCUAGCUGUAGUUACCAUGGAAACGGUGUGGAGGACCUUGGCCUGGGUUGGGGUCAUUGCCAUGGUGUCUGCUGGAGCAGGAGCGGGUCCCUCAGCUCAGGACGGCCAAGCUGCGUUCCUGUCCAGUCUGGAUCAAUAUGAGAUUGCCAUCCCGAUCCGCGUGGGUCCCGUGGGGGAGGUACUGCACACAGAGGAGCAUUCAGGUGGGCACGGGAGGCGGCGGAGGAGUGCGGAGAGGCAGCAGCCGGAGACCCCCGACCCGCAGGUGUUUUACCAGCUGUCCACGCCCAGCUCCAACCUGUUCCUGAACCUGACGCUGCAGAGCGGCCUGCUCUCGCGCCAAUUCCGCGUGGAGUACUGGAGGAGGGGCCGGCUGGCCUGGAGUCACCCGUACCUGCCUGGCUGCCACUACGUGGGUCACCUGCAGCACCAGCCUCAGGCCAGCACUGUGGCCCUCAGCAACUGCAACGGCCUGCAGGGGGUGAUUGUAUCUGGUGGAGAGGAGUACCUCAUUGAGCCCUUGGUUUCUGCUGAAAACCACACCAGUGUGGACGGGAGAGAAGGACGCCCCCAUGUGGUGUAUAAAAGAUCGUCCUUGCGACACUUGUACAUGGACCAGUCCUGUGGAGUCAUUGAUGAAAAACCCAGCAAAAGCUUCAGUUGGUGGCAGCGAACCAUCAAACCCUCCCCCAACCAGAUGGGCCGUGGCCAGCUGCCUCUGAAGCGUUCGGUUAGCCGAGAGCGCUAUGUGGAAACGCUGGUGGUGGCGGAUAAGAUGAUGGUGGGGUACCACGGCCGGCGAGAUAUUGAGCAGUACAUCCUGGCUGUUAUGAAUAUUGUUGCCAAACUGUUCCAGGAUUCUAGCCUGGGGAACGCAGUGAACAUCGUGGUGACUCGACUGAUCUUACUAAUGGAAGACCAGCCCAGUCUGGAAAUAAACCACCACGCGGGGAAGUCCUUAGACAGUUUCUGCAAGUGGCAGAAAUCCAUCCAGCACCGGAGCAGCCAUGGAAACGCCAUCCCUGAAAACGGCAUCGCUCACCAUGACACGGCAGUUCUCAUCACAAGAUACGACAUCUGCAUCUACAAGAACAAGCCCUGUGGAACCCUGGGUCUGGCCCCGGUUGGUGGAAUGUGUGAGCCAGAGAGAAGCUGCAGUAUAAAUGAAGAUAUUGGGCUGGCCACGGCGUUCACCAUCGCUCAUGAGAUCGGACACACGUUCGGUAUGAACCAUGACGGAGUCGGGAACGCGUGCGGAGCGCGAAGCCAGGAGACAGCCAAGCUCAUGGCCGCCCACAUCACCAUGAAGACCAACCCCUUCGUCUGGUCGGCCUGCAGCCGCGAUUACAUCACAAACUUCCUGAACUCUGGAAUGGGAUCCUGUGUGAACAAUGUUCCUCCGAAGCAGGAGUUUGUGUACCCCACCACAGCCCCGGGGCAGGCGUACGAUGCAGACGAGCAGUGCCGCUUCCAGCAUGGAGUGAAAUCUCGCCAGUGUAAAUACGGGGAGGUGUGCAGUGAGCUGUGGUGUAUGAGUAAGAGUAACCGCUGUAUAACCAGCAGCAUCCCGGCCGCUGAAGGCACCAUCUGCCAGACCAGCACCAUAGAGAAAGGGUGGUGCUAUAAGCGAGUGUGUGUUCCUUAUGGGACUCGUCCUGAGGGAGUGGACGGCCAGUGGGGUACGUGGUCACCGUGGGAGGACUGCAGCCGGACGUGUGGGGGCGGAGUUUCUUCAUCCAUUCGCCACUGUGACAGCCCUAGGCCGACCGUUGGAGGACGCUUCUGUUUGGGGGAGAGGAAGCGCUUCAGAUCCUGCAACAUUGAAGAGUGUCCCCCUGGCUCUCAGGAUUUCAGAGAGAUUCAGUGCUCUGAUUACGACAGCGUUCCCUUCCGAGGGAAAUUCUACACCUGGAGGCCGUACAGGGGCGGUGGGGUCAAAUCCUGCUCUCUGAACUGCUUGGCCGAGGGCUACAACUUCUACACUGAGCGCGCUCCAGCCGUGGUGGACGGGACUCCCUGCAGGGACGACUCUCUGGACGUGUGUGUGAACGGAGAGUGCAAGCAUGUGGGAUGCGAUAAAAUCCUUGGCUCGGACGUCCGAGAGGACCGCUGCCGUGUGUGUGGGGGGGAUGGAAGCAGCUGUGAGGCCAUCGAGGGCGUCUUCAAUGACUCACUGCCUGAAGGAGGUUAUGAAGAGGUGAUCAGGAUUCCUAAAGGAUCUGUGUUCAUACAUAUUCAGGAGCUCAACGUGUCCCUUAAUUAUUUGGUUCUGAAGAGUAAAGGUGACCAGUACUUCAUUAACGGUAAACUGACCAUCGACACGCCUCGCCGGUUUGACAUCGCAGGAACCACCUUCCACUACCGUCGUCCCGCAGACCAGCCAGAGACCCUAGAGGCCCUGGGGCCCACCAACAUGACCCUUAUUGUAAUGGUGCUUGUGAGGGAAGAGAAUCCAUGUAUUCAUUACCGGUUUAACCCCCCUGUGAGUCGAGACACCCUGAGUGGAUUUGCCUGGCAUUACACAUCCUGGAGUCGCUGCUCUGUUACCUGCGCUGGAGGGUUUCAGAUCCAGCAGGUCGUGUGUAAGAAACAAGCAGAUCACUCUGUGGUCUACAACCACUUCUGUGACAAGAGGAACAAACCUAAAGACAAGAAACGUCCCUGCAACACGGACCCCUGUCCCCCAACUUGGUGGGUGAGCGAGUGGUCAGAGUGCAGUAGAAGCUGUAGUGGUGGGGUGCGGACCCGCGAGGUUCUGUGUAAGAGGAAAAUCACACCCACAGAUGAGAAAGUUCAGGACGAUUGGUCCUGUACCGCCCCCCGGCCCCCCGUCACUGAGCCCUGCGACAACCACACCUGCCCACCGGAGUGGCACGCACUGGACUGGUCUGAGUGCACUCCUAGCUGUGGUCCUGGUUACAGACAGAGAGUGAUCCUCUGUAGAAGUGGAGAAGGUGGAGAUACUCUGAAUGAGUCUGAGUGUCCGAAGCAUGGCCGUCCCACCACUAGGAUGCGCUGUAACCUGCAGCGCUGCCCACCUCCACAGUGGCUCGCCGGACCCUGGGGCGAGUGCUCAGCUAAGUGUGGUCUGGGGCAGCAGAUGCGCUUGGUGCAGUGUUUGUCACACACAGGCCAGCCGUCCAGCGAGUGCCCAGAAAUGCACCGGCCGGCCGCCAUGCAGCAGUGCAGGAGCCGGUGUGACCUCAGCAGCCCCACAGAUGACCCCGAGGGUGAGAGGACAAAGGACACUCAGACACACUCUGAGACACUCACCGCAGAAUGCAAAGAUGUGAACACAGUGGCGUACUGCCCCCUGGUGCUCAGGUUCAAGUUCUGCAGCCGUGCUUACUUCCGACAGAUGUGCUGCAAGACCUGCCAAGGACACUGACCUCCUGUCUCCCUCUCUCCUCUCGUCUUCUCCAUCACUCUGCCUGAGCCAGCUCCGCCCCGGCUCCACAUUCCAGAGCAGAGAGAGAGAGAAACAGAGCGAGAGCGAGAGAGAGAGAGAAACUGUGCUGCUGUCUUUAACUAUCCAGUCCAGCUGCUCUGAAUAUCGGACGGUCAGAGACUCGUCUGCCUUCUUUUAGCUCUCUUUAGCAUGGUGCUAGUCUUGUGUCGGCCAUACCGCGUACCCUCAGCUCUCUCAGAUCCGGCCGGGUCCAGCCUCUGAGGACCACAGCACUGCACACUUCAGUGUUUUCAUUUAUCCGCUGCUACACAAGAAAAAUAUUUUACAUUAUAAACACUAUUUUUUUACACAUUGUUGUCAACAAGUUACAUUUCAGAAAGAGUUUGCCUCCACCCCCCC